Molecule: messenger RNA, 2170 nt
Organism: Myxocyprinus asiaticus (Chinese sucker)
Lineage: Eukaryota; Metazoa; Chordata; Actinopteri; Cypriniformes; Catostomidae
Product: piggyBac transposable element-derived protein 4-like
Exons: 3
Coding region: 977-1951 (324 amino acids)
Source: RefSeq, a predicted model, not a curated record
AGAGGAUGUCCCGGGAGAUUACCUCCAGUUUUGGACUUACUGCUUCAAAUUGAAAACUGAGGCAAUCUUUCGAGGAAAAUGUGAGAGGGCUGUCUGCAGUUGGACAUUCUCCUUAGUCUGCAAGCCUUUGAGAUGGAUAGAAACUAUGGCUCCCUGCUUUUGAGGGCAUGAGCACACAGGAGGAAGAUCUGCUGGACCAGGAACUACUGCAGGAAGACCCGGACCAUGAGGAGAUGGAGGAUGAGAUGGAACCUGAUCCCCAGCCAAGACCAUGAACUGGAUAUAUAUGAAUGUGUAUGGAUUGUUUGUUUCCAUUUCUCAUAUGACGGAUACUCACAGUAACACUAAAACUGUUACUCUUAUUAUUUUGGGUAUGGCUAGCCAUUCUCACACAGGUCCCAAGUCAGCUAGAAAGCAUAAAUGCUUCCCUGACUCCGUUUCUUAUUCCUCGUACUCUGACAUCGAUUCACAGGCACCAAAACCUCUCCCAUUUAAGCCUUGCCGUCCAUUUGGUAUUGACUUAGGUAGCGUGCGUCAGGCUGUGCGGUCAACCUCCAAUAUGAUGUUGUGAGAAAUUGACUUUUUCAUGCUGUUUUUUACUCAGGCUGUAGUUGCUUAGAUAUGCAGCUUUACAAACUGUCAGGGGUGGGAGCUCGUGCUAAACUCUCUGUCAUAUUCCAGCUACCAAGGAGCUUGGAUGGAGGUGACCCCCAAUGAAUUCUUGGGAUGCUCAUUUACAUGGGGUUUUCAAUUCUCCCUGAUUCCCAUCAUCAUUGGGGAACCAAGUCACUUCAGGGCAUGUGGGCGAGGGGAUUUAUGUCGCGUGACCGCUACAAGGCUCUUUUAGCAGCUCUACAUGUUGUAGACCCUACCACAGUGGAUAAUCAUGAUCGCCUUAGGAAGUUGCGUUAUCUUAUGGACCACCUCAAACAAAAAUGCCAGCAGCUCUUUCAGCCUAACCAAAAUCUCACAAUAGAUGAACAGUAUGGUCAAGUCUAAAGCUCGGUCAGGAUUUAAACAAUACAUAAAGGGCAAGCAUACUCUGUGGGGUUUUAAAUUAUGGGUAAUUGCAACAUCAGACUUGGGGUAUACUCUCGGCUUUAAUGUUUACACAGGUAGUCAUGAUGGGCGUGUCACUGACUUGGCCACCAAAGUAGUUGAAUUGUUACUGCAGCCAUUCAAAGACCAGGGCCACAAUGUUUGGUUUGACAGCUUUUACACAUCCCCAGCUCUUAUGGUUAAGUUGUUAGAAAUGGGAUCUAAUGCCUGUGGGACAUGCAGGGUGAAUCGUAAACUGUUUCCUGCAGAAUUUAAAGACAUCAAUAGAUGGGAACGCAAGACAGCUUGUGGGGAUAUGAGGUGGUGUAGGACUGAGGGGAAUAUACUUGUAAUUCAGUGGAAGGACAUGCAUGCAGUUACAUGCCUCUCCAAUUUCCAAAAUGCUAAUGGCUCAACCAAAAUUACUAGGUUUGUAAAAAAUUAUGAUGACUGGACAAAAGAAGAAGCCCUCCAGCCCACUGUCAUCAGCGAUUAUAACAAAAACAUGGGUGGUGUUGAUAGGUCAGACCAAAUUAUAAAAUCUUACGACGUCCUACAAAAAACUCAGAAGUGGCGGAAGACUCUUUUUUUUCCCCACUUCAUAGACAUUGCCGUCGUCAAUAGUUUCAUAUUGUUUAAGGAAUGGCAACACAUUCAUGCGGCACCAGGGGAUGAGCGUAGACCGGUGAACUUAACCCAGAUAGAUUUCAGAGAAAACCUGGCUCGUCAGCUGGGAGGUAUCGAUAUUCACGCAAGUUUUCCUUUGCAUACACUAAAGCCUGCAGUCCCUCCUUCAUCAUCACUCCACACAGCCCAUGUCCCUAAAUUUGAAGAGUCCUCUAAGAGAUGUUGGCUAUGCUAUCGGAAAAAUAGGACUGAAAAUAAAACUAAAGUAGCUUGCGCCGGAAUGUAAUGGCAAAAGACUUUUCUUGGUUCGCAAUAGGAACUGUUUUCAGUCUUGGCACUUAGCUGAGUGUGACCAGUUUCGCGAAGAGGCCUAGGUUGGGCUGUGUUUACUGGUGUUGUCAUCCUCCCCCUCCCCUCUUUUCUCCCUCUCAUCUCUCCACAGGUAUUGCAAUUGUUGAGUAUUUAUUAAUUUAUAUAUAUUCUGUUCCUGCACUCCUUUAUUAAA